Messenger RNA from Venturia canescens, 7702 nucleotides. RefSeq lists its product as uncharacterized. Lineage: Eukaryota; Metazoa; Arthropoda; Insecta; Hymenoptera; Ichneumonidae. The record is from RefSeq and is a predicted model, not a curated record. The transcript is spliced from 5 exons. The coding region runs from base 962 to 7252 and encodes 2096 amino acids.
CGUCGCACUUAUCACAACUACUUCGACCUUCCAAAACGACUCAAACGCCCGAGCUUUUCGCGCCACUACGAAAAUUCGCGCUGCUACACUCAACGCUUUUGUUACUCUCGGCGACGUUUUCAAUUUUAUCGCUCCUCAAGAAUCGAAAUACGAAAGUUCAACGACUGCCAGAUUUUUCUGGACACUCUGCUUGAUUUUGGUAUUCUCGGAUUGCAUUUCAUUCUCUUCGAGGCACCGUUUUUUUGCCCUCUGGAACAACGCGCUCUCUGCGGAAAAUUCCGGAAAAAUUUCAACUUUCAUCUUGAGUUGCCAAGUUUGUCUUCUGACAUUUCCAUCAACUGAGAUUUCGCACCUCUUUUUUAUGCGGCCAAAUCUGUCGGAGAGAAUUCUAUUCCCUCGAUAAGAGUGGACCAACGGGCGGGCAGCUUUCAGUGAGGAUCGAUACACCGAGUGGAUUCAGUGUGUAGAAUCGAUUCCGAGAGAAUCGACAAAAAAUUGGAGCGCAACGAAUUUUUCGAUCGACUUGAAAAAGCCUGGAUACGAAAAAAAAAAACGCGCAUUACAGUGACUGUACCGAGAUACAAAAAAGGCGUUAAAAAGAAUAAAGUUGGGCGAGAGUGUCCCGAAACGUGAUAAUCUUUCGUUCGUCGACACAUCCGAACGGAUUCUCAACACGAAACCUUAAAUUCGAGUAUACUCGUGAUUUGGAGGCAACGGAAAACAGUUCGAUCUAAAGUUUCGGGCAUAGCUUCGCAGCAGUUGUUCAAGAUAAUUGUAAUUCAUCGAGUGAUCGUUAAAUCCUGGAGUUGAAUCCACGAGAAGCCGAAGCUCACUAAAUGAAUGAAUAAUACGAGGCACAAAGUGAAUCCAGUUCGAUGGAAUUUUCUAUCGUCGCCAAAACGUCGAAAGGUGGAAUAAUUUCGGCGAAAGUCUCCUCUCCGAUGACAAUAACAGUGCAAUAAUGCGGUUCAAGCUGUUAAAUCUUCUGUUGAUCCUACUGGUCGUGGGAUCGAACGACGCCAGACCCUCGAAACCUGGGAGUCCGGAAGUGGGGAAAGAAAAUGUCGAGAAAUCAGUAACCACCGAAGGGAUCGUCGAUGGGUCGUGGAAUUCGUCGAGGCGACCGACCGAGCAUAGAAGCUCGUCGGUCGUUAAAAGUGAUAGCAGGUACAGAGGCCGGACGGAAAAUAAUACACAAUUAAGCGAUAUAUAUUAUCAAAGCCAUUUUGCUCCCGGCUCAGUAAAUAGUUUCAAGAUCGACGAUAAUUUCGGUUUACCGAAUGAUUGGCGAUUAUUAGGAGCUUCGAGAAUCGUGAAAUCAAAUUCGGACGUUCGAUCGAUCGUAUCCGAUAAGUUAAUAGACGAUUUCAAGAGUCUACGUUUUACCGUUACGAAAUCCGUGGAUCCGCGCAGUCGUCAAAACGUUACCCGCCAGAAUCUAAAUGCGAAGUUAAAAAAAUUUCACGAGUCAUUGAUAGAAGAUCCGUUGGUUAGGCAGGACGAUCAUAAUGCUAAUGAUACGCGUGAAGCUUUUCUAAGAUUUAACGAGAACGAUGAUUUGUCACGAAUUUCGGUGAAAGGAAAAAAUAGAGUGGUCUUAAGAUCGGAUUAUUACGAGAAACCGUUGAGAGACGAGACUCAUUUGAAGCCGAUCAGUCUAGUAGCUCCCGAGGACGCUUCCGGCAACACGAGUUAUCACGAAUUGAAAAAUUGGCCGAACGAUGCACUUCAGAACGUCGAAGAUCUUUUUAAUUACGAUAAAUACACAUCAAACAUAGAGACACUGACCGACCAACAAACUCCGCUGAUCAAUGCUCUUGUCCCCAUUGGAAGUAGCAUUAAAAAACGAAAGAAAAAACCUAUCAUUCAAAUAUCUGGAUCGGAAUCGAACAAUCCUCAAUAUCAAAAUCCUGCGAGCUCGAACUAUCAUAAAUUGCCAUCUAGCACCCAACAAUCAUUGCCCUCGAGUUCGAGCUACGACCGCCAACCGCUUGGACAGCCCAACGUCCAAGAAAUCAUUCAAUGGCUUCAAAUACCAGCUUUUGCUACGAAUAAAAAUCAAACUUACUCGCUGGUUAAUGUCCUGCCUGCAGAAUCCGUCACGAAACCCUUCGAUCACACGUAUCAUGACUUUGGCAUUUCGAGACCCAUCACUUCAGCCACGACCUAUUUCGAGCCAGAAAAUUAUUAUGCCGGCACGCCUCCGACCAAUCAUGAUUCCGUGAACGAAAUUUCAACGGGAAUCACUCACUACCAAGAAAUUUCAAGCCCGAAUCCUGGCUCCCAUCGACCAAUGAAGGAUCCCACCAAUUCUUAUCAGCAAUUAGAAACUCACAAACAUCAUUUAUCGGCUGUUAAUUAUCACGAACAAUCGCAGCUCCAAAAUCAACAAUCCUCAUUGCAUUAUCAGCCGUCAGGCGGAAAUGAACUCGCAACAGACUUUCCUGACCAAUCACUCCAUUAUUACGAUAACGGAAACAAUCAAAAGCCCUACCCGAGCCAUCACUACGUGCCGAGGCCGACCUCGGAAAGUCCAUCAACCGGGUCUAGCCGUCCCGCCGAGACGGUCAGUCUUCCAACAGCUGUCGUGACUCUCUUGACCGAUUUGGCAAGUAAGCAAACUCAUGCGAGAUGGCCGGUGUUCAAACCAUCUUCCGAAAUCACUCAAAAUACCAUAGUUCACAUUCUCAAUCCUGGCUCGAAAAAGCCGAAUGUAACCGUCAGUGAAAUGCAAGUGGCGCAAGUUGAGAAACCCCUGGGCACGUCAGAAAACAAUACGAAUGGUCCUGCAACACCUCCAAACGUUCAUAUUAUGUUCAUGAACGAGGACAUGCAGAAUAUGGAGGACCCUCUAGGCCAGUCGAUACCGCAGGACCAGUUGCCAGAUAAAAAUUGUCCAACCAUCAUGAUCAACUCUAUAACCCGAGUAAACAACACUAUACAGAGCAAAGAAGGUUGUACCGACCUCAAUAUCGUUAUAAACUCUCAAGUUCUGAGUACAAACGUCUUCAAUACUGGAUCGAGCGUUCCCCAAGGGGACGCUGAUCCUCAGGACAAGUACGUAGAUGGCCCUGUUUCCGAAAGUUCCCACCGUCCUGGUGACAAUUACAAUUCUCUGGAGACUCUUAAUUCCCCAUCGGAGGCUGACGACGAUGAGGAUUCCGACAGAGAUGAGUUGUUCGAUCCUGAGGCAGUGGAGGACGACGGUUCGGUUUUUAGUACGACCUCUCACGUCACUCAAGAGUCCGAAAUUUUCGUGUCGACCGGCGACCCUCACGAGGGCGGCUUCGACGCUAUCGGAGAAUCUGUUCCCGACAGUCUUGUCGACGUUUCGCCCUCGUUGAGUCAGCUUCCCGUUAGUGAAAUUCGACCCCAACUAAUCCCAUCGCUAAUAGCGGACUCCGGAGUCGGCCAAGCGAUCGGUGAUUCUUCAGCCGGUGGGCCGUUUCCAGCUCUCGCGGCUGGUGCCGGACCGCUUUCAGGUGCUGCAGGCGGUGGUGGUUCUGCUGCGGCAGUUGGAAAUUCUCCAGGCUCAACGGCGUUGGCUCCCGUAGGCAACGAUGACGACGACGACGACGAUGAUUUUGACAUGAGCCCAUCUGGCCUCGUGGAUUCCGUAGGCUCCAUUUUUACCUAUUUUUCGUUCUUGAACCCUUUCAAUUAUGGACUUUUCAGCAUCGCUGCUGCACCCUUCGCCGCCGCUGCUGCGGGUCUCAUCGGCGUCGCCGCUAUUUUCUUUCCAUGGGCCCUACCGGGUGUUCUUGAUUUUGGUCGUGCCGCCGAUCAAGUCACUAUUCGAUUCAGACCGAGCCUCGAACAAGUCGUAAAACAGUCCAUUCAUAAGUACAGGGAUUGGCACGAAUUAAAAAGCAAACGAAAGAAGAGAAAAAGAUGUCUGAUGGGUUCGUUUCUGUUUUGCAGGACCGCGCUCAAGUCGCUGGAUCAAUCACUGAGGACUGUGGCAACGCAAUUGCUCAACGUGAGCAAUACCGAGUCGAAAGAACCAAUCGAAAGUCCCAACGCGACAAAACUGAAAGCCUCAAACGUUUUGUUGGUACAGAAUAACGAUGAAAAAGCGAGUUACGGUCCUCUGAGAUUCGGGGAUAACGACAAGAGCGUCGUUGCAUUAGUCGACAACGUGAAUCCCGGUGCGGGCUCGAUGGUCUCCGUCGGUUUUGGCAGGCCCGUCAAUUCCAAAUUCGGUUUCUUCGAGUCGAGUCAUCCCGGUGUAGCGAUGGCAAUGACGGAAGAAGAAUUGGAGAGAGAAUUGAGCAGCUCGACGAGACUGAUGACGGCUCACAAAAAUCGCCCGACAACGACCGGUGGGAUUUCCACCUGGAUACUUCUUAACCCACCAACGACGACGGAUAAUCCAUUGAUCGAUCGCGAAUCGAGUGACAACGAUCAAAAGUUGGACGAUAAGCCAACUACACCGAUCGAAAUUAUCGAAACGACUGCGAAGAGCGAAGUAAAAACAGCUUCGACGCUCGAAAAAUCGUCAUCGUCGCAAUCCACCACCCCAAUGGAGAGAAUAACGACUUUAACGACUUUGACCAAGAGCACGACACCCGCGUUGAAAAAAACUACCGUCCACCCGAUCGUAACUACUGAAAAAACUCCUAAACCCACUCAAACGACGAAAGUCACCUCGAUCCCAAAGACUUCUGUAGUCACCGAGCCAACGGCGCAGAAAGCUGAGUCAACGGUCUCCAUAUCGACAGCAAAGACUACGACUACCACGAGAAAACCCCUGGACACCAGUCGAUCGACCAUGAGACCGAAACUAACGACUCCGAAACCUACGAACGUUACGUCGAAACCAGUGGCGACCAAGGUCUCGAGACCUCCUGUUCAAUCUACCAAAACAAAGCCAUCCCCGACGAGAAAAACAACCACUAAAGCUUCGGUAGAAACGACGAAGCAUCCGAGCACUUCGAAAGUCGAAAAAGUCACAUUCAGGCCCGUCUCGAUGAUCACAACUCCGAAAUCAGUUGAGAAUCAAUUGAACGCGGAGCGACCGAUUUUCUUGACGAAGCUCAAAACUUCCUUCACCGCUGACUCCACUGCCAAUUCCGUCCAACCGACACGCACAAAUAACGCAACAAUUUUCACGAACGCGACUCGAUCUCCUGAUCCUGAAAAUUCGCCAGUUUCUACAAAGACGAAAAAACCAAACAAAAAUAAUAACGUUCUCAAAGUACAGCUAAAAAAACCCACGGAAUCGCAAACGAAUAUCGAGAUCGAGCCGAUAAAAGUAAACGCUCCCGUGUUGCGAAUCGAAAAGAUUGAGAGCAAGGAGAAAGCUUCUCCCAAAAGAAACGCAACGAAAACGGCAGCUCCUUUGAUUCCCGAAGAAUCUCGAAUCGGCGUUGCGACAAAAUUCAAUCCCGAUAUCAAGAAAAUCGAAACCGAGUCUUCGAGCUCGAACGAAUCGACGAUCGUUACGAGCACCAAACGGCCUCACAAGAGGAAGAAGAACAAGCUACGACGACGAAGACCAACGAGUCCUGCACCACCUUCGUCAACGUCUCUUCAACCAACCGCGACGACCCUUUUGGCAGAACCUUCGACGGCUGUCACGACCACGGAGAGUUCGAACAUUUUGUCGGAACUGGGAAUUAUCGACAAUACCAUUCAAGAAUCGAAAAUAGCUCCUGAAUCAAAAGUCACGGCCGUAAGCGGUACGAAAAAUAAGAAAAAGCAAACCCAAAAACCGAUCGGUACUCAAAUUUACAACUAUUUGUCUCGCGAAGUAAUGCCAAGUUUUGGAGUAAUGUCCCUGGUCGGAUUGGGCAUUGGUUUGGCCUCCUACUUUCUUUAUCCAUUUGGAGGUGCAAUAGCACGGAGGAAUUACGUCGUCGAGCCGAAUUACAAGUACAACAUGGAGGAAUAUGGGGGCAAUUAUGGUCAGAGCGAGGAGGAAGUGUUUUCCAAAGUUCUCCAAGGUAUGACCCACCAAGACGGCAAAUACGGUGGUAUCAAAGAUUACGAAUCGAAUUUCUAUCGCUAUCAACAAUCUUUCGAUCACACUCGUCCGGAUGUUAAACCGACGACGAGAAGAAUACUAGACACAUCGAAAUACUCGACAGAUCCUGUUUCGAUUCAUCGACCAAUGGCAACUACCCGUUACGGCAGUAGCGACAAACAUCGCAAUACCGAUUUCAAGUAUCCGGAGUUAUCGACCACUCCGAAUUAUUACGAAAGACAAAAAAAGCCUGAUUUCGUUGGAAAAAAGUCGGUCGAUCGUCAAUUCGUUGUCGGGAAUAUCCCGAAGGAAUACGGUUACGAUAACAGGGCCAAUUUAGCUGCUAAUUUGCCGAUUCCUACCGAAAGUGUUCCCAACGAGAUGCAGGACGAAUACAAGUUUCCAGUCCAACCGGUCGACGUCUCGUCGGCUUAUGGCCACGCCGAAGCUUACAAAUCGAACGACGAUUAUGAGGAGAUCGAAAUAACACCGAGCGCCGUUCAGGUCGAGCACGGACCGCGAUCUCUGAAUCUCGCUACCGCGAAGCUGGCACGAAAGAAGCGAGAGUCGGUUAUUCAACUUAUACCAUCGAGAAGCGAGAUUGAAAAAGAAGAAAAAGAGAUCGAGACUGAAGAACCUUUGAGCAACGAGAUUCUCGAUAUCAUCGAUUCUGUCAUUCCUACCAACGGAAUCAAUAACGACCACCGUCCCGUCUUCAAUGUCAAGGAAGACGAGAAAAAAGCUGGCCAAGAUUCCGGGCUCGACUCGUCCAGUAAUUCCAUUCGUUCAACCGACAAAAAAACUUCUGGGCCAAAUGAGAAUGGCUCGAUUCCUGGAAAUAUCGAAAACACAACUGUCAAUUACAAAAAAAUUGCUAUCAGAAUUGAGGCGACGAGGAAAACGAGUACCGAAAAGAAUACAGAGAAAAUUGGCUCGCUAGGGGAAACUGUGAGAAAUCCUUCCGAACCAGGAAUUACGAGCUCCGAGAUUUUUGACUCCGCUGACUCAACGACUCCCACGAUUUCCAGCACCGUUCCGAGUCUCACCAUCGAUGAAAUACUCGGUACAACCGGAAAUACCGAUGAAUCGAAUUCACCAGAUUCUACUGUCGAGUGGAGCGACGGAACCACGAAGAAACCGAUCGAGGAACGAUUCAAUAUAUUUUCAUUUGUAAAAAAAAUAGCUGAGGUCAAGCUGAGACUCGGCGUUGCCAUUUUGAAGCACGCGAGCGAAGGAUUCGCCAGGUACUUGGGUCAUGUCCAAAAACGCAUCAAUGGCGAAGAGUGACUCACCUCAUGGAAGAACAAGAUUAUUAAGGACAAAUUAAUCGAGUUAUUAUUUGAUGUUUAAUUGCCAGUCUACGUUGUUUACUUCGAUGGAUAUACGACUAUGAUUAUUAUUUUAUCGCUGCCCCGAUGAAUCUGUUCACUCGUCGCAUUCUCUUUAUUCUCUCGAACGGGUUCAUUCGGUUCUGCAAUUAUUUUUCAAAAUCUUCGUUACGACGCUUUUUCGUGAUUUUCGAAAAGUUUUUGUGCAGAUUUUGGAAGAUUGAGCAAGGGCGGGAUCUUUCGAAAUUGCGAUCAAUUCGAAUUGAUGAUUUUCGGUUAAAAAAAUGCAUCAAAAUUUUAAUCUUGUGGAAAAACGAUGAUAUGCGUUGUCUAUCCAAUUAUUUAAUUCAACUAUUGAAGUCUUGUCGAAAAUUUAUUCAUUUCAAAGAAACUCUGCGGAAACUCCAUA